Microtus ochrogaster (prairie vole) is the source of this 945-nucleotide messenger RNA. Its product is annotated as putative gustatory receptor PTE38. Gene Ontology annotation, cellular component: membrane. The record is from RefSeq and is a predicted model, not a curated record. NCBI's taxonomy places the organism in Eukaryota, Metazoa, Chordata, Mammalia, Rodentia, Cricetidae. Gene Ontology annotation, molecular function: G protein-coupled receptor activity; olfactory receptor activity. Gene Ontology annotation, biological process: G protein-coupled receptor signaling pathway.
AAAAACAUGGGAUCUGUCAACCAAACAGCUAUCUCAGAAUUCAUUCUUCUGGGACUUAGUGAAGACCCAGCUCUGCAGCCUUUUAUCUUCAGCCUCUUCCUGUUCAUAUAUCUAAUUACCACCUUAGGAAAUCUGCUCAUCAUCCUGGCUGUUAAGUCUGACUCUCAACUACAUACUCCCAUGUAUUUCUUUCUUUCCAACUUGUCUUUUAAUGACAUCUGUUUAAUCACAACCACAAUCCCAAAUAUGUUGGUCAAUAUCCAAUCUCAGGAUAAGACCAUCACAUACACAGGAUGCCUCUCUCAGGUCUGUCUCAUCUUGAAUUUUGCUGGCAUAGAAAACUGUCUUCUUGCAGUGAUGGCCUAUGACCGCUAUGUUGCUAUCUGUCACCCUCUGAAGUACACAGUUAUCAUGGAUUCACAUUUCUGUGUGAUGUCGCUUCUCUGUUCUCUGUUCUUCAGUGUUACACAUGCUUUAUUCCACACUCUGAUGAUGCUGAUGCUGUCUUUCUGCACAGAAACAGAAAUCCCCCACUUCUUCUGUGAGCUGGCUCAGAUCAUCAAACUUGCCUGUUCUGAUAAUUUCAUCAAUUAUCUGCUUGUAUACACGGUGUCUGUUGUGUUUUUUGGUAUUCCUGUUUUGGGGAUCCUUUUGUCUUAUAUUCACAUUGUAUCCUCUGUUUUAAAAAUGUCAUCCUUGGGAGGAAAGUAUAAAGCCUUUUCAACAUGUGGGUCUCAUUUGUCAGUUGUGUCCCUGUUCUAUGGCACAGGCUUUGGAGUACACAUUAGCUCUGCAUUUACUGACUCUCCAAGGAAGACUGUAGUGGCUUCAGUUAUGUACACUGUGGUCACUCAGAUGCUAAAUCCCUUUAUCUAUAGCUUGAGGAACAAAGACAUGAAAAAAGCCUUCAGGAAAGUAAUUAGUAGGAUAACAUCUCUUUUAUAA